AUGGGGAAAAAGUCUUUGGGCAAAUUUGUUUUCCUUGACCAAAUACGAUAUGAUGUGAACAAAGAUCUAACUAUUUUGGGAUGCACUUUAUUCUCGCAUAUCUCCCCCCGGCAAGAAUUUGCUGUCGAAACUCGCAUGGUAGACUUCAAAGAUAUCCUAAGAUGGACGGUGGAUGGUCAUAAUGCUGCACACGAAUCAGAUCUCAACUGGCUUAAUUCUCAAGUUUCCACAAUAGCCAAAAACGAGCCUCAUCGCCAAAUUGCAAUUUUCACCCAUCAUAGCCCAAGCAUUGAUUCACGCUUUACGGACCCAAAACAUAUUAGCAGUGAUGUGUCUACCGACUUCGCCACAGACCUCAGUAACAAGAGAUGCUGGACUAAUUCUGCGGUUGUAGCAUGGGUAUUCGGUCACACGCAUUUUAACUGUGCUUUCACAGAUGCGAGUGGGAAAACUAUUAUAACGAACCAAAAGGAGUAUCGUUUGAUUCUCGCACAAGGUUUCAACCCAGAAGGGGCAUUUACUAUUGGAAAAUGA
This is a messenger RNA of Talaromyces proteolyticus, 534 nucleotides long. RefSeq lists its product as uncharacterized. The coding region runs from base 1 to 534 and encodes 177 amino acids. NCBI's taxonomy places the organism in Eukaryota, Fungi, Ascomycota, Eurotiomycetes, Eurotiales, Trichocomaceae. The record is from RefSeq and is a predicted model, not a curated record. The transcript has a single exon.